UGGAUACCGAGCCAGCGGAUCGACAACCUCUGCCUCAGAGGCAUCCUUCGAGUGGUUCAUGACUGUCGCCGCUUCCGAGAAUUGUGUACGAACACGGUGUAGGCUUGAUGCACAGUCCGGAUUUCACUGUGACGAUUGGGAGCAGGGGCACGCCGAGUGUGCAUGUAUGAGGAGAAUCCUACUGCCGCUACCUCAGCCUCAAGCUCAGAUUCUAGCAGUGACAGUGAAUGCUAGCGAGAGAGGUAUAAGGGAAUUGUGCUCGUGUUGAGGCAGUCGGCUGCAGCAAGUCGAGGGCCACGGUGGCGGGAAGACAUCCUCCAACCAAGACGACAAAACACUCCGAUGAUCAUGCCUCCCAAGUUACCUCGAAGAGCAUCCACUUCGACAAAAGAUGCACUUGCUGCAUCCAAAGCAGUGCAGAACGCGUCGAUGCCGCCGCCGCCAGACCCCCUGCCGCCGUUAGGAAUUAUGGAGGCAGAAGCGAACACAUUGUCAUUGUCUCUACGAAACGCCACGGUCAAGAUAGGCCAGGUGUAUGAGUUUUACGCGGAUGCCCGAAAACUCGGGAUUCAGAAGUAUGCUCCCAGUCCGCCACGGUCGCUUACAGCUUCGUUAGGCCGAGAGAUUGAGAAGUACGACCAACUAUGUGAUGCAAUGGAAGCGCAUCUACACCGUGCUAUUGCAGUCCUGCAAAGGGACAUCAAGCGUGAAGAGCAGCGUUUGAAGGCGGAUGCGGAGGCUGCCGCAAAGGCCGCAGCCCCUGUGCUUCCUGAAGCAUCUUUCACCACAACUCCGCCCGCCUCCCCGACGUUGUCUACGUUGUAUACUGGGGCUUCCGCGGAAGCAUCAACCUCAAAACCUGCUCUCCCGCUACCUGCUCGCCGCCAGUCGACUGUCUCCCUGUCAUCUCUGCAACGCCCUCCCUUCCCGCACAAAUUAGAUCUCUCUUCAGCUGCAUUGCGCAUGAAUCCUGAGGAAGGACUUAUGAGCGGGCUCUCCUCGCCAGUGACACUCGCGCCCAAAUCUUCGCAUAAGUCGAUGUCACAAGAUAUGCUCUUGGGGUUAGACGAUGGCACUGAUGGUCCCAUCCACAUUGACCUUACGCAAGUGGGCGAUCUCGAGAUGAAUCUGCAGAGAGCAGCGGCAUCAUCCGUAGCAGGGAUGGAUUCAUCGUUAGGCAAUUCCGCUGACAAGCCCAUCGAACUAGAUCUGGACAUGGACGUGGACCUCUUCCACGAAGGUGCCAAUAACUCGGCCAAUACUCAGGGGGAGCACUUGUUUCAUGAGGCGUCUGCACCGGCUAUGGAUGAUAUCCAUGGUCAGAGCCUCUCGCUGGACGUCAAACCCAAAAUAGAAGACGAUAUCUUUAUGAAUGCUCUUCAAGCGGUGGAUUCUACAGGGGGAAGCGAUGAUAUCUUCGCUACUCUCGAAGGACCUUCGCUACCCGAUGCGUCAAUAGACGACCACGGCGCUCCGGGUAGUCAUCACGCGGUGAGCGAGAAUGCGGCGAAUGGCGCAUCAUCGUCUGCCUCUAUUCUGGCAAGUCUCAAUACUUCUUCCUCGCACUCUGUCAAUCAGCCUGCUCAGGACCAUGACGGCCGAUUCGACCUUCAAGGUAUCGACCUGUCCAACUUCCCAACCCUUAGCGCUGACCUCUUCCGUGACGACUCGGCCGAGCAUGGUUUGAACGAAUCCGACAUGGCGAACUUGUUCAGCAUAGGAACUGAAACUGGUGAUGCGGAAAAGGGUACCAGCGCUGCGUAGGCAUGGUGCUUUUGAAGUGAGCACAACAAGUAAUGCGUUUCGAUUUGCCAGUAGGGUGUGUGUACUUGAACAACAAUAGAUCGAA
Laetiporus sulphureus 93-53 is the source of this 1849-nucleotide messenger RNA. RefSeq lists its product as uncharacterized. The transcript is spliced from 5 exons. The record is from RefSeq and is a predicted model, not a curated record. The coding region runs from base 343 to 1764 and encodes 473 amino acids. Lineage: Eukaryota; Fungi; Basidiomycota; Agaricomycetes; Polyporales; Laetiporaceae.